GUUUAGAUACAUGCAAAUUAAAUGGAUGUUGCGAAUGUGUCUGACUUUGGUUUGAGCAAAUUUAGUUAGUCUAAAGUAAGCAAUUCUUAAGCACUUUUAUGCGGAUUAAGAAAAUAGAAAAACCAUCAUAAUGGCUUAUUCAUGGGAUAACCGUGUGGAUUUUGUUGUGCGGUACAUGUAUGAUAUAGAUAAUAACGGAUUUUUGGAUCAAAAUGACUUUCUUUGCAUGGCAGUAAGAGCAUGCGUGGUUGAAGGAAAGGGAGAUUGUAGCAGUUCUCGGCUGGAUGACUAUAAAAAACUUAUGACCAAUUUAUGGGAUGAAAUUUCAGCCAUUGCUGACGAUGAUAAGGAUGGAAAAAUAUCUAAUCAAGAGUUUAAAGAUGCGGUCAAGAAAACUUGUGUGGGCAAAAAGUAUGAAGAAUUCCCCCAGGCGAUGAGAGCAUUCAUUGAAUCCAACUUUAAACUGCUGGAUAUAGAUAGUGAUGGAAUAGUGGGAGUAAAAGAAUAUCGUUAUAACUGUAUAACAAGAGUAGCCAUCGAUGAUAUUUCCCCCAUAGACAAAGCGUUCGAAACGUUACUGAAUGAUGAAGAUCGAAAACGCGGAGGCCUCUCAUUAGAACGCUAUAAGGAACUUUAUGGUCAAUUUUUGGGAAACACAGCUGAUAACCAUCCAGCAGUAAACCUUUUUGGUCCUUUAUAAUCACUUAAAAUUUAAUUGUCUUCGCUGUUGUUCAACUACUAUUUUAUUAAGUUUUAUUUGUAAUUACUAUGACUAUAAAUUUACUACCACUAAGAUAUAAAGCAUUCACAUCAUUUUGUGUAGAAUCGUCAGAUAAAGAGUUCGUUAACUUUAAAUUUGUAUAACUAGAUAGGUCAAUUUGCUCUCAGAAGUUUAAAAUAGUAUGCAAAUAUAUGUUGAUUUGCUCUCAUACAAAGGCUCUUAAGUAAUUUGCCCCACUCUCGAAACCUGCAAGAUGUAAUUAUAUUGUUGCGUUAUAAAGAAAUUGUAAUAAGCUUAGCCAACAAAAUAAAUCAAUACUUAAAUACCAGCUAAACAAAAAAAAUUAAA
Molecule: messenger RNA, 1069 nt
Organism: Drosophila miranda
Lineage: Eukaryota; Metazoa; Arthropoda; Insecta; Diptera; Drosophilidae
Gene: Scp1
Product: sarcoplasmic calcium-binding protein, beta chain
Exons: 6
Coding region: 131-700 (189 amino acids)
Molecular function (GO): calcium ion binding
Source: RefSeq, a predicted model, not a curated record